AUGGGUUCAGAUGUGCGUGACUUGAACACGUUGAUCCCUCCGGUCCCAGCUCUGUCCUCAGCCCCGGCGGGCCCCAGCCCCGGCUGCCCAGCACUGCCCGUCAGCACAGCCCCUCAGUGGGCUCCCGUCUUGGACUUUCAUACCUCGGCCUCGCCUUACUCCUCCCUGGGGCCCCCUCACACUUCUCUGGGGCACCACUCUUUCAUCAAGCAGGAGCCGAGCUGGGGGGCUCCUGGGGACCCCCACCACCAUGAGACGGAUCCCCACUGUGGCCUGAGUGCCUUCACUGUGCAUUUCUCGGGGCAGUUCACAGGGACAGGGGCCUGUCGGUAUGGGGCGGCAUUCGGAGCUCCUCCACCUCCACCGCCCAGCCAGCCCCCCACAGUGACCAACCCGCAUCAUCAUCAACCCCCGUCCAGGAUGUUCAGCAACCCACCGUACCUGACCAACUGCAUGGACACCCAGCCUGCCGCCAGGACUCAACCAGGUUACGGCACGGUUGCGUUCGACGGGGCUGGAAACUACAGUCACACGCCUACACACCACAGCUCCCAGUUCUCCAACCACUCUUUCAAACACGAAGACGCCUUAUCUCAGCAGACCACUAUGGGUGAGCAGCAGUAUCCUGUCCCUCCUCCUGUCUAUGGAUGCCACACACCGUCAGACAGCUGCACAGGCAGUCAAGCUCUGCUGCUAAGAAACCCUUACAACAGUGGUGAUAAUUUAUAUCAAAUGGCCUCUCAGCUGGAGUGUGUAACAUGGAACCCAGUUAAUACGCUCACAUCAGCUAUCAAGAGCAGCCAUGGUCCGGGCUAUGAGAGUGACCCCAGCACCCCUAUGUUGUACAGCUGUAGCACACAAUACCGCAUCCACACACAUGGAGUCUUCAGAGGCCUACAGGACGUGCGGCGGGUGCCGGGCAUCGCCCCAACCAUCGUGCGGUCAGACAGCAGUGAGAAGCGUCCUUUCAUGUGUGCCUACCCAGGAUGCAACAAGCGCUACUUCAAACUGUCCCACCUGCAGAUGCACAGCCGCAAACACACAGGGGAGAAGCCAUACCAGUGUGACUUCACAGACUGCGGCAGAAGGUUCUCGCGGUCCGACCAGCUCAAAAGACACCAGAGACGGCACACAGGAGUUAAACCCUUCCAAUGCGAGACGUGUCAGAGAAAGUUCUCUCGGUCUGACCACCUUAAGACACACACCCGGACUCAUACAGGUAAAACAAGUGAGAAGCCGUUUAACUGCCGGUGGCCCAACUGUCAGAAGAAGUUUGCCAGGUCUGAUGAGUUGGUGCGACACCACAACAUGCACCAGAGGAACCUCACCAAGCUUCAACUGGCAAUCUGA
Molecule: messenger RNA, 1350 nt
Organism: Lampris incognitus (smalleye Pacific opah)
Lineage: Eukaryota; Metazoa; Chordata; Actinopteri; Lampriformes; Lampridae
Gene: wt1a
Product: WT1 transcription factor a
Exons: 9
Coding region: 1-1350 (449 amino acids)
Biological process (GO): regulation of transcription by RNA polymerase II; negative regulation of apoptotic process; negative regulation of cell population proliferation
Cellular component (GO): nucleus
Molecular function (GO): RNA polymerase II cis-regulatory region sequence-specific DNA binding; DNA-binding transcription factor activity, RNA polymerase II-specific
Source: RefSeq, a predicted model, not a curated record